CAAUAUUUUCCGUGUUUAUCCAAAGAUAACAAUCUUCACUUUCUUAGGCUUUGAGCUAGGGCACAUUAAAAGCUUGCUGUGACUGUCAGGCAACUUUUUGCUCUCAAAGUCAGAGGCCUCUGUUAGCAGAUGACGUUAUUCGAGGCGAACGUGCGAGGCUGUGAACAACAACAGGAUCCUUGAAAAGCGCGUACAGCUCGAAACGUUUGCUGAGCUGGAAUUGCUUCGGUGCGGCAGGCGAAGAUAUGGCGGACGUUGAAGCCCACCAUGACGAUUUACAAAAAAAUAAACACAACACCACCACCGCCGCAAGCACAACCAUACACCUCGACAUUAAGGAAUGCAUUACAUUCGUCACCUUAAAAAAUCCAGAGGACUACCAUAAAGUUAUUUCCAAGUUAAAAGACUUUGAAGAAUAUGGCCUGGAUCGAUAUCUACUCCAGCUUGUUCGCCAUCUUCAACACGACCUCACAGCAACACUGCUAAUACUUCGAACGUGUGGCGUUAUCGACGCUACAGACCAGCAACGCAUCACGAAUAAACAGAGGAAUUGUACGACGUCGGACGAGAUUGGGACUUUAGUCGACGUAUUGAACACGAAAAGCACGCAUGCGCAGUGGUAUCUCGCGCAUGCUCUUAAGGGGAAGCACCGCUCACUUUAUGAGGCCAUGCAUGGGGAUAUCGAAUGUUGUGUGUGUGGGGAGUUCCUUGGAAAGGACGUCGAGCUGGCGAGCCUUGGAGAUGAACUCAUCGAAGAUUAUAAAAAGAAGUCUACUAACAUUGAUGCAUGGCUGAUGGGAGAGCUAUUCAAGCGAGAAUCUGUGCUGAAAGAGCGCUACCUCUGCUUAGAAACAAAAUUAAAUGUUAUGCUGGAAAGAAUAAGGCCUCUCUUUGCUCAUUUAGAGGGUUUUUCGCAUCGUUUUAGGGCGGAGAUUGAAGAUGUCCUCCCUCCUCAAGAAAGCGACAAAGUCACGAUUCAUACGAAUGUCGAGGUGCUUAAUCGACUGAAAGGAAAAUACGACUCAUUCAAGCGCAAUGGCAGCUUCAUCGCUAUAAUAAACCAACAGCCCUCAGUGCCUAGAGGUGAUCAAGACUGUUUGCAAGAGGUGAUAUCCAAGGGUCCGUCUCUCUCUAAAGACUUCAAAGAGACACCCCCCAGAGACACAACCUGUGACGAGGCCUGGCUCCAAAUCGAGCAGAAAGCCGUCGAACUGCUAGCAGCAAUAAACCCUUGUGAUCGAAUCAAAGCCUCCGUCAAACAAGCAAAGGAUUUCGUGAAAAAGCACGUGUCUAAAUGCGCCCUUCUCACAGGAGUUAGCCUUUGUGUGUUCGUAUACGCUCCCUAUUUACUGAUACAUGGGCCAUGGACUAAAGCUCCUUUGCCAUUAUAUGGUUGAUUACGACGGCAAAGGAUUAUGGGAGAACGCACGUGUCGAAGCGCGCCCUGUGCGUUCGUAUAACGUCCCUUUGGUAGAAUUGGUGGAUUUUUGAAGGAUUGUUCAAUUUAAGAAAACUAUAACAAAGUCUUCCAAGCUAUCGUUUUUUUUACACCGCUGGAUCUGCCACUUUAUUUACUUUUAUACACAGAAUAUCAUGACCUUGGAUGGAAGCUCCUUUCCAUUAAUGGUUGGAUCUAAAAUUGCUAGGGAUCAAAAAAUCGGGAAAUACUUUGGAGACACAGGAAUCUGAGCGGAUCCAGGUAUUUUCCAAAUAGGCACCAUCGAAGAAAUGGAGGAAGAAUGAUUUUAGAUCCAAAUACAUUUCAUUUAAAAAAAAAUCGAAAAUGUAUUUGUAUAUAUUAUACACGCCGAAUAAAUGGAGUCGUUGCCUAGCGAUUAUCAAACAAGAAGACGCUGGACAAGCUUUUAUAUUAGCUUCACUACGGUUUCUAUAUCUAGAUCUCGUAGACUCGUGGAAAGUAAAAUAACUGGGUUCUACCUUUCCCAGCUCGCUCAAUCUUUUAAGAUUGACUUAAAAGUCAAAAGAUGAUAAUCAUGUUUUUAAUUUUAAAAAAGUCGUCUGAUGAUGACAGGUAGUAAAAAAGCCUAGUUCAUAUCAGGUUUUCUAUGCUUGUAUAUGAACCAAAGAGAAACAGGGGUCUGGGACAAAGUUUGUGUCAGGUCAAUCUCUCCUUCACUAAAGGAAACCUAACGGAGGUGAUUGAGGAGACUGAAUGAUGUGAUAAUCACUUAUCCAAUGUAUGAACUAUUUCUAUCCUAUCAGGAUUGCAAUUUAUCAAA
Molecule: messenger RNA, 2240 nt
Organism: Nematostella vectensis (starlet sea anemone)
Lineage: Eukaryota; Metazoa; Cnidaria; Anthozoa; Actiniaria; Edwardsiidae
Exons: 7
Coding region: 246-1397 (383 amino acids)
Biological process (GO): regulation of apoptotic process
Source: RefSeq, a predicted model, not a curated record